UAGAUAAAAAUUAAAAAGUUCUCAUACCUCAAGUAUAAAGUAUUUAUGUCCACUGUUUAUCACUUUAUUCCUUAUCCGUCGUAAUAAAACUUUACUAUAUUUAUUAUACAUCCCUAUGAAAAAUCGAUCAGACAAUAUUAUUGGCUAAGUGAACUUGCUUUUUCGUAAUACGAAUUUUUUUUGAGCAUUAAAUCCUACACUUAAAAUAAAGAUAACAUUUGAUCAAAGUAUUUAAAAAAGUGUUCACAAGAUUGGUUUUCGUGAUUUUUAAAAUUUUCUAUCAAUCAUGUCAUAUUUUUGUUCUAGAAGAAUUUUCCAACGAUUUCAAAUCAAACAAAUAAAAAAAUUCAACUUUAGUGAUGUGUCAGGAGGUCCAAAUAAACGUGUUGAAUUUCCCAAACGUAAUAAACCAAUAUUUGGAAAAGAUGGUCCGAUUACGUGGAAAACUGUUGGAAUUACUGGUGUUUUGGGAGCGGGUAUGGUCACAUACUUAUUAUAUCUUAAAGAAGAACAAGAAGAAAAACAAAGACGAGAGAGAAAGCGUCAGUUGGGAAAAGCACAAAUUGGAGGUCCAUUUGAGUUACUCGAUGGAUCCAACAACAUUGUAAAAAGUGAACAAUUUUUGGGGAAGUGGAUGCUCAUCUAUUUUGGUUUCAGUCAUUGUCCAGAUAUAUGUCCUGAUGAAUUAGAAAAAAUGGCAUUAGUUGUAGAUAAUCUUGAAAAAGAAGACAUGAAUACAGGCAUUCAAGGUAUUUUCAUCACUGUAGAUCCAGACAGAGAUACUCCUAAAAUUGUAGAUAAAUAUAUUAAGGAAUUUUCUUCAAAAUUCAUUGGUUUAAGUGGCACUUCGGAGCAAAUUCAGCAAGUGUGCAAAAGAUAUAGAGUUUAUUAUAGUCCUGGAAAGAAAGACGUCGAUAAUGAUUAUAUUGUGGACCAUACGAUCAUUAUGUACUUGGUUAAUCCAGAGGGUGAAUUCAUAGAUUAUUUCGGACAAAACAAAACUGCAGAUGAAAUAGUAGAACAUAUUUUGUUACACAUGUUUAAAUUCAAACAAGAAAAAGGUUCAUUGUUAAGCAACACUUUAGAAAAGAUAAACUCAUUAAGUGGGAAAAAAAUUGUUGCGUCAUAAACUUGUAUAUAAAUGUAUCAAACAUUUUUAUGUUUAGACUCACUUCAGUUGCUGUUAAUUGUUAAAAUCAUUUUAAACUAAUACAUCAAUUUUAAAAGA
Acyrthosiphon pisum (pea aphid) is the source of this 1228-nucleotide messenger RNA. RefSeq names its product Synthesis of cytochrome c oxidase (gene Scox). Bases 287 to 1129 code for a protein of 280 amino acids. Gene Ontology annotation, biological process: mitochondrial respiratory chain complex IV assembly. Lineage: Eukaryota; Metazoa; Arthropoda; Insecta; Hemiptera; Aphididae. The transcript is spliced from 5 exons. The record is from RefSeq and is a predicted model, not a curated record.